Messenger RNA from Eruca vesicaria subsp. sativa (arugula), 1175 nucleotides. Lineage: Eukaryota; Viridiplantae; Streptophyta; Magnoliopsida; Brassicales; Brassicaceae. The record is from the annotation of a GenBank genome assembly.
AUGCAACAGGGAGGAAGUGAAACAUUUCUUCGGAAUGUGUUUGAGAAUAUACUGAAGACGUAUCUGAGGAAGAACCCAACGGCGAAGACAAUUUGGGAUCUUGUUCAGUCAGUAGACAACGAGAAAAUCUGCUACGAUCACUUCACUUUUCAGACGUUUAAGGUGGAGGGUUACGGAAUUGAAUCCUUAUCGAGCUUCUUCAUGGAUUAUGGAUAUAAAGCUGAAGGUGGACUUGAUUUUCCAACGAAGAAACUAAGAGUUCUUACGUUUUCUCCUCCGGAUAUUUACGUCCCCGAUGAUGGUCAUGGUCUAGGCAAUGGCCCUUUGCCACGACUGGUUAUAGCUGAGCUUCUUGUGGAUGAACUAUGUCCUGAAUCUCAGGAGAUAAUAAGGAAGUAUCUAAAACCGAAAGGAGGUAAACAAGCGGUUCUUUCAAGUACUUUGGGGUCUUUAAUUUGGGAGAAGCCAACAUUCACCGACUUCCAGCAACUUGCCAAAGAGAGUGAAUUUGCGGCAUGGGUACUUAUCCACGGCUACAUGAUGAACCAUCUUGCAUUUUCUGUUCAUCGACUCAAACACCGAUUCCGUGACAUCAAAUGCAUCAAAGAGUAUCUAGAAGAGAAAGGAUUCGAACUAAACAACGACGGAGGAAUUCUUAAAGUGAGUCGCGAUGGUCUACUAUUACAAGUGUCAUCCAUCUCGGAGAAGAUUGCGGUUGAAUUUGCAGAUGGGGUCACUGAAACAAUCCCGGGUUCAUACAUUGAGUUCACUCAACGUUUGGUUCUUCCGGAGUUCAAAGAUCUGCCUCAUGACCAGGUACUACAUUUUUACUAUCAAGACUUUGGAUAUAGUCUCGACAUUGUUCAUCAUUUAUGUGUUAGUUGGUGCAUUGUAUUCACAAUCUAGGUAUAUACCCGUAAUUGCAGAUUAAAGAGUUCCAUAGACGCGAUGGAUUUGAUUUGGGUAACGCAGAAAAUAUAUUGGAAAGCGCCCGUUUCACCUCAGAUGUCUAGAAUCAGUUUGGUCCAAUCCUGCCUUAAAUAAAAACCAAUAAUAGGCAUAUGGGUUUGUAAUGCAAGAACUAUGACGCAGUGACGCUUACUUACUAAUACUAUAUUUCAUGGUUAAUGUAAUUUUAAGUUUUUUCACAUUCAUAAAAAUAUUAAGUUUCCAGU